This is a messenger RNA of Salmo salar (Atlantic salmon), 5869 nucleotides long. Lineage: Eukaryota; Metazoa; Chordata; Actinopteri; Salmoniformes; Salmonidae. The record is from RefSeq and is a predicted model, not a curated record.
UUGGGAAGGAUGGGAAGAAAGAAAGUAGGGUGAUUUGAGAGAUGACAUCAUUCCUCAUUUGAAUAAAUCCCAGCCGGGGUAGUGAUUGGUCGUGAGAUGGAGAAAGUCGAGUUACUUGGCUAUUCAUCCCUUUCAAUUUCACCCCCGCGCGUAAUGCCGUGGUAAAACCCUCUCCGCCUGUCCAUCAGUCCCGGCCAGUAGAGAGUGUGUGCGUGGACUGCAAAUCGUUUUUUCUUUCUUUGGAAGGGACGUGCAUCACUUCUGGAAACAGCGGUCGACAGAAGUUUCUUGGUUAUCUGGCUGCUGUACUUUGGCCUGUUUCUCAUCUUGUUCGGUUUCAUUUUCUAAUUUGUUCCACUUUGUAUUCGAGGAUUCUGAAAGGAGUCGGAGGACAUUGUCCAACACUGGGCGUAGCUGGAGAUCAAGCUAUAGCUAGCUACACUGCGUUGAUCAGACUCCACCAUCGCCUGAGUGCAGUCACCAUCUUCAGUCUCAAGCUCUCCAGCCCUCCUCUGCAGAGACGGAUAGCCAGGACUGAGGGGAGAUGAAACCGGAUGGGGUUGCCACGGCAGCGAUGGAGCCAAUGGAAGCACUGGACGCCGAUCCGGUAAACGAGCCAGUUGCGAUGGGAGAGGAGCCUAACCAGGGUGCGCCGGCACCUCAGACGGAGGGAGUUGCCCAGCAGGGAGAGAUGGGGCAGGGCGAGCCUCAUCCAGAGCCAGCCCAGGUGGCCCCCACCAAGACGGGAAACAGCAAGGCUGCAGCAGAUCCGAAAGCCAAGACCAAGGCCCCCGCUGCUAAGACAAAGCCUGGGACCACCGCCACAAUUAAGACCACGACCGGACCAGGGUCUCGACCCAACACCGCCCAGAGUCGACUGACCAAUGGGGUUUCCAAGCCACAUGCCAACGGAGUGGCCAAGAAGACCACCACUGGAGCCCCAGAGAAGACCACACCCAAGAGGCCCGUAGGCACAGCCGUUGUCCCUUCCACUAAGACCACCACCAAGGUUGGUGAGAAGAAGCCAGCGGGCACCACCCGCCCUACCUCUGCUCCUGCUGCCACCAACGGGGUGAAGGCCACCACAGGAACAGCAGCAAAGAAGACGCCUGCGGCGCCAACUAAUGAUGUCAAAGCCACCAGCACCGCUGCUAAGAAGCCCACAGCUCCCCGGCCUGUCUCUACAGCUACCACCAAGCCCAGCACUGCUGCUGCUCCCAAGCCUGAUAGGCCUCCUGUUUCCAAGACAACCAGGCCUGCCACUGGUGCGCCAGGAUCUCGCCCUGCCUCUGCUGCAGCCAGGCCAGCCACAGCCAGCACAGCCAAGAGCUCCACAACCACAGCCAAGCCUGGCACCCCCACGGCUAAAACCACCUCCACCACCCCCAGACCAGCCUCUGCCAAAGCCGGCUCUACAACACCCUCUGCUGGACGGACCCCGACAUCACAGCCCUCAAAAACCGCAACUCCCGUCAAGAAAGAUGUUACCAAAUCAGCCACCAAGAAGCCUGCAGCGGCUCCUCUCACUCGCACCUCACCAGCCAAGACCACCAAACCUGAGACUCCCAAAUCAGCCUCCGCAUCCAAGCCAGACUCCACCCCCAAGAAGCCGGCUGCCAGCAGCAAGGCCGCAGACACCAAGAAGACGCCAAGCAAGCCCACGCCUUCAAAGGAUGUCAGUGCUGGCCCAAAGACCCCUAGUACCAAGCCAGCAGGGAAGGCUUCCACCCCUAAGAAGACUGUGGGCAGCAACACCCCCAUGGCAGUGAAGCGUGGCCCCAAGCCCACAACGGCGGCAGAGCCCGCGACUAAAGCGGGUGAGACCCAGGACGCCGCUGUUGCUGCCGCCAUAGCUGCAGCUGCCUUGGCUGCUGUGGUCUCCAUGGCAACCUCGGAAGAAGCAGUGGUGGCUGCAGUCCCAGAGGAGAAGGAGACUGUGCCCCCUCAGGCCAGCCAGCCAGAGGAGGCCCCAGAGGCCUUUAUCUCUCAGCUGUCAGCUCAGCUGGACCUGGUCCCCCUGGAAGAGCCAGCAGACACAGUGUCUCCCCUGGGCACCACGGUCAUGUCCCCUCCAUGCUCCCCCACCGGGCCCAUUUCCCCGGUCAUGGAGCCCCAGAAUGCCUCUGCUCUGCUGGACAUGCACGUCCAGCCAGAACCCAGGUCCCAGAACCAGUCUGCCAUGGCUCCACAGAGCCUGGUCCAGGAGGAGGUGAUAUUCCAGCCAGACCCUUGGGCCCAGAACCAGUCUGCCAUGGCUCCACAGAGUCCGGUCCAGGAGGAGGUGAUAUUCCAGCCAGAACCCAGGUCCCAGAACCAGUCUGCCAUGGCUCCACAGAGCCUGGUCCAGGAGGAGGUGAUAUUCCAGCCAGACCCUUGGGCCCAGAACCAGUCUGCCAUGGCUCCACAGAGUCCAGUCCAGGAGGAGGUGAUAUUCCAGCCAGACCCCUGGGCCCAGAACCAGUCUGCCAUGGCUCCACAGAGCCCGGUCCAGGAAGAGGUGAUAUUCCAGCCAGACCCCUGGGCCCAGAACCAGUCUGCCAUGGCUCCACAGAGCCCGGUCCAGGAAGAGGUGAUAUUCCAGCCAGACCCCUGGGCCCAGAACCAGUCUGCCAUGGCUCCACAGAGCCCGGUUCAGGAGGAGGUGAAGAUCCAGCCAGAUGAGCAGCAGGAGGACCUCCUCAUCCCCUCCUCUUCAGCCCCUUGUGCAUUCAGCAUGAUGUCUCAGCCCAUGAAUGAGUUCACCUCAGAGGUCCUGGUCUCUUCCUCUCAGGACCAGGAAGAGGCAGUGGAGAAGGCAGAUGAGGAGAUCAACGAAGAUGAUGACGAUGAGGAGGAAGAGGAGAGGACAGUGGGCAAGCCGACAUUACUGUUUGACAUGAGUAGCUCUCAGCCCUCAGAGGAGGCCAAGCCUGCAGGCUUCAGUGGUUCUACCGGUUGGCAUGGGGAUGAUGUCUUACCAGGGAUGGACUCUGAGGAUGUGAGCAGCCACCUGCAGGGGUCACCAGAGAUUAGCAGCACCCAGCAUACGGGCCUGCUGCAGGGUACCCAGAGCUCUGAUGCCCUGGUAGACUCCGGCCUCAAGGGCUCUGAGGGAGAAGGGGUGUUCAUGGGCUCCCCCGAUGUGGAGACCCUGUCCAACGAUGAGGAGGACGAUGAGGAAGAGGAUAGGAAAGUGUGCAAGCCAACAUCACUGUUUGACAUGAGUAGCUCUCAGCCCUCAGAGGAGGCCAAGCCUGCAGGCUUCAGUGGUUCUACCGGUUGGCAUGGGGAUGAUGUCUUACCAGGGAUGGACUCUGAGGAUGUGAGCAGCCACCUGCAGGGGUCACCAGAGAUUAGCAGCACCCAGCAUACGGGCCUGCUGCAGGGUACCCAGAGCUCUGAUGCCCUGGUAGACUCCGGCCUCAAGGGCUCUGAGGGAGAAGGGGCCUUCAUGGGCUCCCCCGAUGUGGAGACCCUGUCCAACGAUGAGGAGGAGCGAGUUGAUGUUGAUGAUAUGGAUGUGAGCUCAGAGCGGGCAGUGGACCACCGGAAGGUGUGUCAGCAUGAUGAUGAGGAGGAUGAUGAAGAUGUGGAGAUGCCCAGCGACGGGGUGACAGAGAGUGGACUGGAGAGCUGUGGGAAUGCAGACGAGGACGACUACACAGAGGAGGACCGCUUGGAUAACCUCAACCGUUCGCCCAUCCCACCUUCCUCAGCCUGGGGUCAGACAAACCCCUUCACUGACCCAUGGGCCCAGCCCCCCCUCUCCUCCCCCCACACCGCCUCCAGCCCCCUGUCUGACCACGGGGCUGCUGACCCUGAGACGCCCACCCAGUCCUCUGCCCAGGCCUGGUUGGAUCUCAGCGCCCCCUCUCUGACGCUCCUUUCAGAGCAGCCCUCAGAGCCCCAGUCUGCCCCUGAGGAGAUGGAGAGCUCCGCCCCAGUGGAGGCCUCUGCCCCCCCAGGGCCCCCUGCUGUGGGCAUGUCUCAGUCCAGCACUCUGAGUGGCACGGCCCUGGCCGUCCACAGCAGCAGUGAAACCAGCACUCCCGAGGAGCUCCGUGACUAUGACAGCAGCUCCGGGGUGGAGUCACACUCUGACAAGCAGCAGACCCCCGUGCCAUCCAAUGUGCAGCCUGACCUGGAGCAGGACUUGGGCAUCCAUCUGGAGCGAGGUGACGAGGAGGAAGAGGCUGAGACGCUCCCUGCCGACGAGGUCCUGGGAGCAGGCCCUCCUACUGCCCCAGCCUCUGCCCCCUCCUCCCCCUCCACCUCGGCAGAUGAGGCCAGCGACACGGAGGAUGAGAUGCAGAUCAACGACCCAGACGCCCCUGUCACCAUGGAUGACAGUGCUGAGUUCGACAGCCCAGCGUCCGCCCGUAUCCUGCCUGCCCUGGAAGAGGAUGAGGAGGUGGUGGAGGCGCCGGCCGGGGAAGGAGAGGAGGACGGGGGUGGCGGCACGCCCCAGUCUGCCAACUCGGUGGCGUCUUACGGCUUUGACUGCACCAUGUCCAACUCCAACGCCCACUCCACUGCCGAGAGCUGCGGUAAGAGCCCCGGCAUCUUCUCCCUGGAGAACGAGGACCAGUUGCCCGAGGAGGCCAAGGACCCCUCACUCAUCAAGGAGCUGACCCUGCCUGCAGCGGCCGCCCAGUCAGAGGAGCUGCUGGGAGGCCCUGUAGACCUGCUGCCCCUGGGCCAGCCUGGGGACCAGCACCACUACAUGCUGGGGGGGAAGAUGGAUGCUGACCACCUGGAGGAGGCCAACACCCUGGAGGACGCCCUCCGCCUGGGGCCCCAGCAUGCCGGGGAGGCCAGCGAGGGCCAGCCACCCUACUACUCUGCUAUAUGCGAUAAGACUGAUAGCUUUCUGGCAGGUAACGUAUAAGUCCCUACCCCUGGAAUGCACCUUCUCCCUCGCACCCCUCCCCCCUUGUUGUUCUUAGUUUUUCUCUUGAGGUGGGUUAGAUGGUUUAGAAAAACAAGCAAAUGAUGGUAGGAAACAAAAAAAAGCAAGGGGAACGAAAAAGACUGUAGAUCAGUGACGCCUCCCUCUUUCAUACUACUAUUAUGGUUAUGAAUGUAUGGCACUACUUUAUGUACAAUAGCUACUAGCUACCAUUUUCUAUUAGAAUGUUCUUUUUAAGUAACACGGCGUACUCCGUAACCCCCGAGGGGGCAUUGACUGACUGGUCCGUUGGGACAAAGCUCUUAAAAGAAAAGGAGGAAAACGAGAAUGGACUCUACCUACAUGUGUAUUUAUCCUACUGUUUUUACCAAACAAUUUUUUUUUGUACUUGUUUUGUUGGAACCCGGUCCUCCCUCCCCUAUGUACACACUCCGUUUUAUCCUGCACCAUAGAGAUGGUCCUACUCUCUUUUUUUACAAGUUUGUCUUCUUGUUUUCAACACCAUUUUAGUAUCGAAUAAAGACUAGAUAUUUAACAUGGCUUUCCUCCCCUUACAGUUUUGUUGAGGUCGGUAUGGGAGUGUUCGAUUUGAAGUUUGUCUAGUUUUAAUUUGCGCUACAGGAAGUUUGCCUCUCCCUGCAUAGAUUAUCAUGGCAAGUAACGUUGUCAUGUACGGUGUGUUUUGAGGCAUCUGUUUUAAGUGGUCAGGCUUCAUGCCUCUUAGUUGAUCAUUUGUGCUUCAGAACCAACUAACAACUAUUUGUGUGAAGAAAAAAUUGUGCAUUCCGCUGCAUUUAGAAUGACGCUCACUGAAAACGCUUUUCUCACUGAAACGCUUUUAGUGGUAUUGGAUAUUUCAACUUGCAUGUACUAACAUUGAAAUUGUAUCUGAUUAAGCCAUUAUACACUAGGGAUGUUGAUAAGUGAAUGGUUCACGCUAAGUAGGUUUUUCAAAAUUCCAUUAAACAUCAUUGCAAUGCA